This is a messenger RNA of Pseudonaja textilis, 2303 nucleotides long. NCBI's taxonomy places the organism in Eukaryota, Metazoa, Chordata, Lepidosauria, Squamata, Elapidae. The record is from RefSeq and is a predicted model, not a curated record.
AAUCGAUUGACGGGGAAAUGGGCGGGGGAAAAACCGGGCCGCCCCUUUAGGCUCAUUUGCAUGCCAUUUGCAUACUUCGUUUGAAAAGUGAGCAGGCAGCAAAGGGUUAAAUUGCAUCAGGAAAGAGAAUGGAAGCUCCUCCAGUAGUGGAAAAAACUAUCAAGCCAAUCGAUCACAGAUCAGUUCAUCAGAUCUGCUCAGGCCAAGUGGUGCUGAAUCUAUGUGCUGCUGUAAAAGAGCUGGUGGAAAACAGCCUCGAUGCUGGCGCUACUAACGUCGAAGUGAAGCUUAAAGAUUAUGGAACGGGUCUUAUUGAAGUCUCUGAUAAUGGUUGUGGCGUAGAAGAGGAUAACUUUGCAGGCUUGACGCUGAAGCAUUAUACUUCCAAGAUCCAAGACUUCUCUGACCUCAUCAACGUGGAAACGUUUGGUUUUCGAGGUGAAGCUCUGAGCUCUUUGUGCGCAUUAAGCAAUGUUUCCAUUGUCACUUGUCACAAGUCUUCCAAUAUUGGGACCCGGCUGGAGUUUGAUCACAGCGGGAAGAUCACUCGGAGAGUCCCAUUCUCCCGGCCACAGGGGACCACCGUCAGUGUCCAGCAGCUGUUUCAUACUUUGCCGGUUCGACACAAAGAAUUUCAGCGUAACAUAAAGAAGGAGUUUGCCAAAAUGGUCCAGAUACUGCAAGCGUAUUGUAUCAUUUGCACUGGGGUUCGAAUUAACUGCACCAACCAAGUUGGCCAAGGGAAGAAACAGGCUGUGGUGUCCACCAGCGGAAGUUCUACUUUAAAAGAAAACAUCAGUGCCAUAUUUGGACACAAACAGGUGCAAACCCUGAUUCCCUUUGUACAGCUGCUGCCCAGCGAAGAAGUCUGCGAAGAAUACGGCUUGAAUGUUUCUGCUCUGCCCACUAAGCUUUAUACCAUCACAGGAUUUGUUUCACAAUGCAAUCAUGGCGAUGGGAGGAGCACAACGGAUAGGCAGUACUUUUUUAUUAACCAGCGGCCAUGCGACCCCGGAAAGGUUUCCAAAGUUGUAAAUGAGGUCUAUCAUAUGUAUAAUAGGCACCAAUAUCCAUUCAUUGUUCUUAACAUCUGUGCAGAAUCUGGAUGCGUGGACAUCAACGUGACUCCGGAUAAAAGGCAGAUCUUGCUCCAGGAAGAGAAGCUUUUAUUAGCAAUUCUGAAAACAUCACUGAUGGCGAUGUUUGGCAGUGACGUUAAUAAAUUGGUGGUGAAUCAAAAGUUGACCUAUGUUGAAGGGAACUUGAAAAGCUUCGUCCGAAACGAGAAAGAAGUGUCUCCUUUGGAAUCGUCUACCAGUCCUUUGCCUCCAAAUCAGGGUGAGAAAUCAGAAAUAAUUGCUCGUCUGAAGGAAUCCUUUUCUCGAGGGAAAACCUCUGCUUUUCAGGAGACCGAAAAGGCACAACCAAAACACAGGCCCACCAACCAAGGAAUGUUCCAGAUGUUUGCCGCUUUCUCCGCCUCCCCCCGAAAGAAAAUUCUUCCCAACGAGGAAUCUGAAGACGGAAGCAAGGUAGAUUCAAGGGAUUCCAUGUUUGCAGGCAGGAAGUUGGAGAAAUCGAAUGAAGAUACGGACUCUGGUUUGGGGAGCGUCUCCGCCGAGUCUGAUGGGGGUUUGAGCACCCCAGAAACGGGCGUCCAUUUUAGAGCCGAAAGCACUGCGGGUUCUUCCAAUCGAGAGUCCCGUUGUUUGGGCGCAGAAAUCCAGAGCAGCGAAUGUGGAUCUAGCGGCCUUUCCUGCCCCUCCGAACCAAACCAGAGUGAAGAAGGUGGCUUCUCUCAACGAGCCACUUCACCCCCUAAAGCAAAACGUUUUAAGAGCCUUCAGUCUCUUUCACCAAAAGCCAAUUUAUCAGCGGCAACCCCUGAGCAGGAUUCUGGCGCACAGCCCUUGUACGACAUCCCGGUCAAAAUGGAAAAGAGGACGGUUCCUUUAGCCUUCUCUUGGAGCACCUUGACGGACCGGAUCCAGAGGCAAAUUAAGCGCCAGGAGACCGAAGGAGAAAUGUUGAAAUUCAGACAAUUCAAGGCAAAGAUUAGCCCGGAAGAAAACAAAAUGGCGGAGGAUGAAUUAAGAAAGGAAAUAAGGAAAGAGAUGUUUGCUAAAAUGGACAUCGUUGGCCAGUUUAAUCUGGGGUUUAUCAUUGCCAAGCUGAAAUCGGACCUCUUCAUCAUCGAUCAGCACGCUACCGACGAAAAAUACAACUUUGAGAUGCUGCAAGAACACACGGUCCUGCAGGGGCAGAAGCUGAUCCAGUGAGCGUCUUCUCUACAGUUUGGGGUG